AUGUCUUUAUCAAAGUUACCAAAUGUUCCCUCUGAAGCACCUCAAGUGAGUCGACGACCUCGGGGUAGAAUUAAUAAAAGAGCCUGCGAAAAAUGUCGCCAAUUAAAGAUACGGUGUGAUGGCGACGCACAAGAAGGUAGUGUCUGCAGCAAUUGUGAUAAAGGUAGUUGUGUCUACGACCAGUCUCCACGUAAAAAUCGCCAGGUUGAGAAAUUGAAGACUCAAGUCAACGAUCUGGAAUCAAAUAUAAAACAAAUCUCAAAUAAUUUCGAAAAUCAAAAUUUCCAACUUGAAGUAUUAAGAAUGGAAAAAAAAAUCUUGUCUCUAUUGAUUAAUUGUCAAACUUAUUUUUACGAAGCGCAAUCAACUUUUAGCCAAUUGGUGCAAUGUAUGGAAGAGAGCAGAUGUCUAUCCAUUUUUUUACCUAUAAUAAGAGAUUUACUUUUGUUAAUAUCAAACGAGAAUCAAGGCAUCAUCAUUAGCUGUUUGAAGAUGAUCGCUGAAAGUACUUUACGUUGUUGUGAACAAGAUUCUUCAUUAGGGAGCGAGUAUCCCGAAGAAUGGACAAAAGAAAUAUUAAAUUUUGUAGCAAACAAUAACCUUUCCGUAUCUGUGACCAACAACGCCACAAAUAAUCUUUCUGUUGUUAGUAACACCACAAAUAAUCUCUCUGUUGUUAAUAACAACACAAAUAAUCUCUCUGUUGUCAACAACACCACAAAUAAUCUCUCUGUUGUCAACAACACCACAAAUAAUCUCUCUGUUAUCAACAACACCACAAAUAACCUCUCUGUUGUCAAUAACAGCACCAAUACCCUUUCCAUACCCACUACCAAUAACGCUACCACAAAUCUAAGAAUGAUUUCAAGAGCAGUUUCUCCGUCAGAUUCAAUGUCUACUAUUGUUUCAUCAUCAAGUCCAAUAGUUGAUGGUGAUGGAUUAGAAAUUAAUAAUAUUAAUAUGCUUGAAUUUCAUAAUGGUCAGGUUCCAUUACCAUCAUCUUCCUUCAUACAACAUACCGAUCCUUAUUAUCCAAUCGAUAAUAUCAACAAUGAUUCUAAUCAUUCAAAUAAUUCAAAUAAUUCUUCUGAAAAUGUCGACUAUGCUUCUUUUCUUAAUUUAGAUCCAAAUAGUGGUAGUUGGCAGUUAUAA
Molecule: messenger RNA, 1152 nt
Organism: Diversispora eburnea
Lineage: Eukaryota; Fungi; Glomeromycota; Glomeromycetes; Diversisporales; Diversisporaceae
Source: the annotation of a GenBank genome assembly